Molecule: messenger RNA, 8295 nt
Organism: Ectocarpus sp. CCAP 1310/34
Lineage: Eukaryota; Phaeophyceae; Ectocarpales; Ectocarpaceae
Source: the annotation of a GenBank genome assembly
AUGGCCUAUUUAUUGUUGCUGGAGGUGGUGGAUGCGGUCGUCAGCGUCUUCAGCGCCCGGCCUGCGGAGACCAAGGCGGCAAUGUCCAACGCCACGAAGGGGCUGGAGGCAGCGCAAGAAAAGACGAAGAAGGAGCUACCUCGGCUGUCCGUGUCCAUAUCCCUGGACGUCGCGGCUCCCAGAGUGGUCGUACCCGUAUCGUCCUCCCUCGACGCUGGGUUCGUGCUGUUGGACAUGGGCCACUUGCUGGUCGAAGGCGGGAGCGUCGAGGGCGGGGCCAUGGCCUACAGUGCCGAGCUCAGCGACAUGAACGUGAGGUUCCCCGCGGAGAGGUCGUUGCUGCUAGUGCGGAGCGAGAUGGACGCGGUUAUCGAACCGUUCAAGAUCAAGGCGGAUGUGACGGUCGGCGGAGGGAUUUCCAAGCCUGGGAUGGCAUUUGUGGUGGAGGUGAUGCCCGGGGUGAGAGGCGUCAUGUCGCCGGUGAAGAUUCGCGGCCUGCUUCGCGUGCUGGACUACGUCACCAAGGCCGACCUAGGGCGAGGGGGGCCGCCCGUGGGUCUUGCCGCACCCAACACCUCCACCGGGGGAGGGGGGUUAGGGGUCGAGCGGAUGGGGGAGGGUGACGGGUUGGUGGCGAUUGAGGUGGAUAGCUCGGCGGGAGAGGAGGACGUUGAGGUGGAACCCUUGGUUUCCGUGGAGCUUCACAUGAAAUUGCCCACGAUAGGCUUGCUGCUGGUACAGGAUGAGGACGCCACGCAAAGAGACAACGGACUGCUCAUGGAGGCGGCGGGCAUGUCGAUGGACGUCAAGACCACGCUGCGGGACAUAACCGUACAACUCCACUUGGACGCCGUGACGGUCCAGGACAGGGCCAGGCCGCACGAAUCUCCGUUUAGGAACAUGAUCUACUCCAAGCCGGAUGAGACGUCCCACGGCGGCCUGAUACACGUCACCUACUGGGCCUCCAUGGGAGGGGUGGCCCUCGUGCCGCCGGCGUCGAUCGCGGGCACGAACCAGAAGGAGUACGACAUGGUGCUGGAUGCUCGGUUCAGCACGCUUCAGAUGGCACUUGACAAGGAAUCCGUCAUCAAGGCCACCCCAUUCUACCGGGCGGUAAUGAGGCAGGACGAAUCCCAACACAGCAGUAGUCAGGCGGCGGGUGGUGGUGUUGGUGGUGGGUUCAACAGGGCAAAGAGCUGGAUGGACGAAACCCGCUCCGUGCGGUCGGCAGGCUCGCACAUUUUCAACAUGGCCAACCGCAUCACCUCGACAAACGAAGGACCAAAGGCGAUCCUCGCCAAGGCCUCGCUAACUUCGGUCCUCGUCGAGCUCGUGCGAUCGGACCCCUGGGAGACGGUGAUGCGGGCGGGUAUCUCGGGCCUAAACACGACCUACAGUUCCAACGAGGGGGGGGGAGGCGGGAUGAAUGCGCUGGUGACCCUGGCGGACAUUCUUGUCACCGAUGUCCGGCCAGAAGCGAAUGGAAACCCCUUCACGGUCAUCUUGGCACCCUUAGCAUCAUCUGCGAGGGGCAAAACUCACGGCGAAGCAGGUGGCAGUUUCGGUAGUACUAGCGGCUUCGCCGAGAGGGCAGCAGGCCUGAGGCCGAUUAGGGGCGGGCUCGGCGUUGGCGGGUGGGGUGGCGGCGGCGGCGGCGGCGGCGGCGGCGGCGGCGUCAACAUAGCCCCUUUGGUCACCGUAACGGCUAAGAAGGCCGGUGAAGAUGGAGCCCUGGACGCGGGCGUCAAGCUAGCAAGCUUCGCGUGUAACUUUAUGGUAGACCCAAUCAAGGAGUGUCUGGUGGUCUUGCACCAGGUUAACCUAGCUCUACUCAAGAUGCUGGGCAGCGGCGAGGCGGAUCGAAGCCAUGAGCACACCACUCCCAGUGAAGGAUGGGGGGCGCAAGGACGAGUUGAAGCUGGUCCUGGUUCGUCGUGGGCUCUCUCAGCUUUGGAAGAGCGGGAAGAAUAUGGGUCGGAGAGCACACCGGCGAUGGACAGUGGUUACCUAGCGCGGGGCCAACAAGAGAAGUCAAGCAUGUUGGAGUCGGCCGCUUUUGACGAGGCCUCUCGGUACCGUCGUGACGGCGGAACGGCGGGGAGGGCGCGGACAGGAAGACAACCAGGGGGAUCGACCACUGCGGCGGCUGCGGCGUCACCUGGUUCGAUUCGAGCUCGUCUGGAGCUGGAUGACUGGAGGAUCAACCUUAUCGAGGAGCCGUCCAAGGCGAGCAGCAAGGUCGUCGUGCUACGCGCAAGCUGGCUGGCCGUUUUCACGCGCUCGGUCACCUCGGGGGAAGGAGGCGACAGCACAGAGGACAGGCUCGACCUCUCGCUCUUGAAAACCGAGUGCCUGGUCGACACCCCUCCAAAAGGCGGCAGCAGCAACGGUGCGGUUGCAGACCGCAGGAUCAGCCAGGUGCUGGAGCCCUUCUCCGCGGAGGUUUGCGCUGUCCUCUUGUCGGCCAAAGGAGCGCUGCUCUCGGCGAAGCUUCACGUUGUGGUCCAGGCCACCCGCACCUGGAUUUCCUAUACGGACAUGAUGCUGGUCAAGGCCAUCGCAGAACGUGCCACUACUGCUUACGAUAAAGUCUCGUCCGCGUUUGCGAACAACGACGAGGCGUCAUCCCGCGGCCCGGGAAACGAACGGGGCGGCGAUGGGCGUGCCGGUCUGUUAAGCAGCAUACUGCCGGAGACAUAUGAGGGCACAAGCGACCGGCCGGGCGGCGGCAAGGGGGAGAAAGCGCGCGUCGCCGCGAUGAAGGCCGCGACGAGGGCCGGCCUGGAGCCGUCGAACAUGGUCGCGGUGUCAUUCUCGGCCCGCUGCUCGAACGCCCGGGUUGUGCUUGUGAACGACUACGAAGGGCAAGGGGUGCCCGUCCUCAGCUUCUCCUCGCGGGAGCUGAAGGCCGAGGGGAACGGUUUCAAGGAGGAGUACCACUUGAACGUUUCGGGCACCAUGGAGGUGAUAUUUUUCAACGUAAAGGUGGUGAGGUGGGAGCCCCUGUGUGAGCCGUGGCAGCCGGUGCUGACCGCCACCGUUGGGGCGGACUUCCAGGGGAGGCGGACAGUGCAGGUGAAUCUCUCGUGCGAGAAGGUGGUGGUGUUCGACGUGACGGCCGACUUCAUGGAGUCGUUCCUGUCGACGUACUGGAUGCUCUUCAGCGACGGCGGUGCGAAAGACGACCCGUUCGCCCUCGUUGACGAAAAAAUCGAGCGAGGGAACGGCAGCACCCCAUCAGCAACGGGAGGUGCGGCUCUUGCCUUGGAGUCGGUGACCCCCUUGAUUGACCUUUCUGAACCGAGCACACUGCAUCGCAUCGAGGAUUCCGUGCCCAGCCUCAAGGGGCUCAGGGAAGGCACCGUGACAGUCAGGAACAAGACCGGGCUCGAGCUUGUUGUCGGCACGACGGAUUUCCCCCAGAAUCGCCUCAAGCUCGGGGCAAAGGGCGUCGUGCACCUCCCCUUUGAGACGCGCGGCGAUGAGGCGCUUGCGGGGCAACUAUAUCUUCGCGGAAAGGCGGCGCUGGUCACGUGGGACGACCCGGAUAUGCAGAGAACGCGGGAGGCUUUGCCGCCCCUGAAGGUGGACAGCAAGGGGGUUCACGUGUUCCCGCUCUUGCCUACUACCCCGAUGCCUUCUAGCUAUGUUGCUUCAGCCCCCGUUGUUGUGGAAGCUUUCCAGUACCAGCGGUACAACAUGAUGACUGGGGUGUGGUCGGCACCGUACAUGAGCCACGACGGGCCAGAGUUCACGACAAAGGACUGGCGACACGGCCACCCCGCGGACAGACGGGAGAGGCCCCUGGAGUCCAUCGCCUUACCCGACGAGAGGUUGUGGGUGUGGAGGGACGACUGGCACGUGGACUUCUCCAAGGCAGUUGGCACAGAAAUCGACGAGGCUGGAUGGGAGUACCGCGUCGAGAUGGCGUCGUUUAACCUCAUCGCCAGCAGCCGGACUCGCAGGGACCUUGACCAGGCGCGGCGGCGCAAGUGGAUUCGCACCCGCGCGCCCAAGCCAUUGCCGAUGAACGAUCCCUUCCGCCCGCUGCACAUCGCCUGGCAGAUCGACGUCACCCCGCAGGGCCGCAUCGAGGCGACAAUCCGCUCCACGGUCCAGCUAGCGAACAGCACUGGCCUCCCCCUGGAGGUGCGCGCUCUGUGCUCCGUGUGGCCGGCGACGGAAGACAUCUCCGAAGGCCCCGGCAGGCGCUCCCUGGGAUUUGUCGCCCCCGGGUGCGUGCUGGACGUUCCCGUCAUGAUGGUCUACGCCAGCCACCUGCAGCUGCGGCCGACCUCGUCGUCAGGCUCGUCAACCGACGGGUUCUCGUCCAUCGCUGUCGGAGGACGUGCUGGGGGAAAAUGUUCACAGGAGGGGAAGGUCUUCGAGUGGAGCGCACCGCUAGCCUUGCUCGCGAAUAACGUGGACACCUCUCGCGACGACUGGGUGUCGUGCCGCCAGCUCUUGGGUGACGGCAUCGGCGCCGGGAGUGAAGGACAGCAGGAUUCGACGCUGGCCGCCAUCAAAUUCGCCGUGCACGCGGAGAACACUGCGGAGGGCUGUGUUGUCAUGACCGUCCUACCACCCGUGACCGUCGUGAACGCCCUCCCUUGCCCCCUGAGCUUCCGGGCGUUUUUGCCAGCGGGUUCGACGGCAGCGGUUCGUCGAGACUCGCCCUUUCGGGGAGCGACAGCCGCUCGUGCUCCCGCCGCUCAAACGUCAGCCGCGAGGUUGCUGGAAUCGGGUAGGGUGGAAACGGCGGAAACGGCCUACCUGCACACCCUCGAGGUCGGUGACGGCGCCAAGUUUGGCAUCAAGAUCGGGCACCACCAGUGGAGCUCCGCCCUUCAACUUCUCCCUCUGACGCGGGAGGAGCUGCGGGCGGGACGCUGGGCCACGCGAGGCGUGACGUUCAAGCUUCCGUGUUCACGCGACGAUGGCGGGGGUAGCGGCGGCGGCGGAGAGCGUGGUCAUCUUGAAAUGCGGUGCCUCUUCGAACCGCGUGUUGGGGCGUUCUGCCCAGCGUUACGCCUCCACGUGUUCUGCACCCACUGGCUCGUGGACCGGUCGGGUCUGCGGCUCGGGUUCGGGGUUUCCGAUAGGCGGAGGCUUCCGGUGCCGGUGGUCCGCGGCAACAAGAUCCAUACACAAGACGUGGCGAAAAGCGAAGCCAGCGGGAGGGGACAAGUCGAACAGCCGCGUCAGGCUCGGGCGUCCCGCGUGGAGCAGGUGUCCUGCGCGAGCACCAGCGGGUGUGUCGUGUCCAUCGCAACUGUCGGUGGCCUCCUCUACACCGACCGCGAGUACGUGUUUAAGGAGGACUCGCUGCCUCGUGCGUUCCGCGGAGCUACCAUGAUCCGUACCUCCUGCUCCGAGAAGAACAACGACAGUCAGCGCUUUCUCAGGUUCAGGGUGGCGGACGCCUCGACGGUGCACGUGCUGUUCGAUCGCCGUUGCUCGUACCCCCCGAGCUGGUUGACGUCCGCGUUCCGCCUUACGGCCACACGGGUGCACAUGCCUCAAAGGACAAGGAAGGGUAAGAUCGCGGAGUGCUCCCUUGUGGUGUGGAGCCGCGACGUCCCCGCGGGUUCCUGGGUCGACCUCGGCGGGAACAGGGCUAGCGAGGCGGACACCAUGUACGUCGUGAUCAUCACCGAGGGGCAAGAGGCCGCCCCUCCCAGAGCCGUCCCCGCCGAAGACGUCGCCGCGGCUGGAACAUCCACCUCCGGCGGCGUCAAGCGCAAGAUCAACAGCAAGGGGGAACUCUUGGAGUCGUGGACCCUCGGCACAGAGGGCCUCGCGCUUUGCAACGUUCCGAAAGAGCGGUUGCGGGUGGCGGUGCCUGAAGGUGCGGGGCGUGGCAUCGACGGCGGCGUCUGCGGUGUCUACGGCGAUGACGGUUUCGGCCGCUUGACGCAGGACGCGUGGUCGGACGAGCUCGACGUUCCCGGUGGCGCAAACGGAGUGUUCCAAGUCAAGGGCACCCAGGGAGAGGUCUACGAGCUAGCGCUCCGGGCGGAGGUGUGCCCAGGCACGUUCCACCGCACCACCCAGGUCACCGUGGUCCCCCGCUUCUGCAUGGUGAACCUGCUCGGGGAUGAGAACAUCUGGCUCAAGGAAGCCGGGGCGCCCGAAUCCAGCGCCAUUUACAUUCCGCCGGGCGGACGGCUCCCGUGGCACUGGAUGCUCGGGAGGAACCAACGCGCCGGCGUAAGGGUUCGAACGGAGGGCACCGCAUGGAGCUACGGCGACGUGGUCAUCAACCGGGUCGGUACCACGGCCGUGCACGUUCCCUUCGUCGGGCAGAACCAAGAUCGCGACGGGCGGGCCGGCGGGCGCAGCGGCGGAGGCCCGAUGCAGCUGGACGCACCCGGGGGAGAACAGACGGUGGUGCACGUGGACGUACAGCUCGCCGACGAUCCAUUCGUCGACGAGUACUCCUUGCUGGUCGUUUUCUGGAAGGCCAACGGGCGGUUCGCCCCCAUCUACUCCGCACACAAUGCGAGCCCCGUCACAGUACACCUCCACCAGGCCGUCGCCGACCGGGAGGGGCGAAACGCCGUGACUGCUAAGGACGUCUGGAAGCUCCAGUCGGGAGAGAGACGCCAGAUAGGGUGGUGCUACCCCGCCGCGCCGCGUUGCCUGCUCAUCUACGCUGGAAGGGGGACCCGCGCCGUCGAGCUCAACACCGAUACAGUCGGGAACUACGUCAAGGUUCCUACUGGGUUGGCCAUGGCUGGGGGAGCCGCCGCCGGGGGCGGGGGUGUCGGCGGCACUGGAAGUGGCGCUAUGGGCCCGAGCUUCGUUUGGGCAAGCGUUAUCGUAAAGGGCGCCUCCAAGGGGCAGCAGCAGCAGCAAUACCAACAACAGCACCAAGGACAGCCGUUCCAGCAGCAGCAGUGGCAGCAAUUGAAUAGCGAGGAGGAAGCUGCAAGCAAGCUUAAGCGCGAGAGCGAAGCGCCGGCGCUGGAGGUGGCUGUAGACAUGCGCGGAUUCGGGUUGAGCCUGAUCGGACCGAUCGAUGGUCGUCGUCAAGAACUGCUUUAUGCACAGAUUUCCAACGUUCGGGCAAAGCUGUCGCGGGACAGGUUGUCCUCUGUACAAGCGUCGAUCGGCUCUCUCCAGGUGGACAACCACCUCCCGGACAGCAUAUAUCCCGUCCUUCUCAGCAAGAGACAGGAAGAGCCGCCUUCUGCAAGCGACGGAAGCCGUGGCGGCGGCAGCGGUAGCCUUGGGAGCGGAAGUGGUAGAAGCAGCAGCGGCAGGCCGCAGCAAGAAAUGCCCUUCCUUCAGGUGUCGAUCAUCAAGGAGGUCAACCAGACCACCAACACGGCCCACUACGACUACGUCGCCUUCCGGAUGCUGGAGGUGGACUUGAUGUCGGAUCGAGCGACCCUUCUGCACCUCCUGGUGUGGUGCAAGCCGCUACAGGGGUACCUCUUGAUGUGGAGGCAGCAGCUUGACAGCCCCGCUUGGGUGGUCGAGCGCACGGCGCAAGUGCUCGAGAGGGGCUCGCGCGACGUGCCGGGUGGCUCUGUCGACGUUGAGGAGGUCCGGCGUACUGCCCGCAUCCAACGGAAGUACUUCAAGACCAUGCAGUUCCACCCUAUCAUCUUGCGCUUGAGCUACGUCAACUCUCCCGCGUCGGACCAACUCGUCAAGAAAGCCGGGUGGGCUAUCAUCAACAAGAUCCCGACCAUGGUCAAGAGCCGGGUUGACUUGGCAUCCUACCUGGUGGAGGAUGCCUUUGGCACCGUCAGAGACAUCUCCAAGAACGUCAUGUCGCACUACUUCGUCGCUGCGACCUCGCAGGUGCUUAGCUUCGUGGGUGCCAUGCGCGCGUUGGGCAGCCCGGCGGACUUGAUCAGCAACAUCGGGGGCGGCGCUAAGGCUCUCGUGUACGCACCGGCGCAGGGCCUGGUGCAAGGGCCGGCCGAGUUCUUCGAAGGGGUUGGUCGCGGCGCUCACAGCUUUGUCAAAGGCGUCGGCGGAGCUGUUACCGACACGGUAUCUAAGCUAUCCUUCGACAACGAUUACCAGCUGAGGCGCGAGAGAGACAAGAACAAGGCCAUAGCCAGCCAGGGGGGCGUGGGCCAUGGACUGCUGCAGGGGAGCAAAGAUAUCGCUGGAGGCCUCACCUCGGGUGUUUCGGGAAUAUUCAUGGAUCCCGUAAGCGGAGCCAAGAAGGGAGGUGUCGGCGGAUUUUUUAAGGGCGUGGGGAAGGGCCUGGUUGGUGCCGUGGUGAAGCCCGUCGUGGGGGUGACCGACUCGGUCAUCUCGGUUGCGCAGGGGUAG